Procambarus clarkii (red swamp crayfish) is the source of this 3258-nucleotide messenger RNA. RefSeq names its product acidic mammalian chitinase. Lineage: Eukaryota; Metazoa; Arthropoda; Malacostraca; Decapoda; Cambaridae. The record is from RefSeq and is a predicted model, not a curated record. Gene Ontology annotation, cellular component: extracellular region. Gene Ontology annotation, molecular function: chitin binding; chitinase activity. Gene Ontology annotation, biological process: chitin catabolic process; carbohydrate metabolic process.
GAUCCCCGUUCAAUCCCUGAUUGAAACUCGCCUGAACUUUCAAGUCCCACUUGAGAAAAUCAUCAGAACAAAUGGCGGGAAGCUUUGACAAGCCACUGGUUUCUUGUCUUCAUUGAGGCCAUUAGAGUGUAAGUGGUUAGUGUGGCCCACAAGAAUGGCCACUAACCACUGAGUCGUUAGUGGCCCUCAGUGAAGAAGUUAAUAGAGCCAACAGAGGUUUCGCAAAAUGCAUCGGGUUUCGUACUAUGCCAUAAUAGGGCCAGAUGGGGAUGAUCCCACUGUUACGAAGCUACCAGUGCAUAACAUUGAUCCACAUCUCUGUACACACAUUAUAAUUGCAUUUGCAAGGGUUGUGAAUAAUGUAAUUGUGCCUGGCUGUGCAACAGAUAUUGAGGUUUACAAGGAAGUGGUUGCUCUUAAAAAAAAGAACCCUAAAUUGAAGGUGCUUUUGUCCGUUGGGGGAUCAUCACCGGACCCAGGCUUCCCAAACCUGGUACGAGACCCAUCUGCCAUUGCUUCAUUUGCUAUCCAAGCACGAGAAUUUUUAGUGGAGCACAAUUUGGAUGGUCUGGAUCUAGACUGGGAAUUCCCUGCAUGGCCUGUGUGUAAACAUGAUUAUCGUGAGAAGAUUUGGUUCACGCGACUUGUUUACCAACUGAAUUUUGAAUUAAAGGUUAGAGCAUCAACGCCUUUCCUCCUGACCAUUGCUGUUGCUGGUCCAAAAACCAUCAUUGAUAGAUCCUAUGAGGUUGACCAGCUUGCUCAGUAUGUUGACUUUGUCUCUCUCAUGGGUUACGACUACCGCAUAUUUUGGCCAUACUUGCCUUUCACAGGUCAUAAUGCUCCGUUAGCCAAGAGAAGAAAUGAGUGGUGCUAUUUUGCUACGCUAAACAUCCAGUGGUCAGCAAACUACUGGGUGAAGAAAGGAAUGCCAAAAGAGAAAUUGGUUGUCGGAGUGCCAACUUAUGGACGCACUUGGAAGCUGCUUAGAAGCUCUUGGCACAGUGUUGGGUCACCAGCUGUUGGCAGUGGAAUGCUGAAUGGAGCUGUGACCUAUCCACUUGCCUUCUCCUUUGUCCGUGAUGGAGCCGAGCGGUACUUCGAUGAAGAAAGUAGGGUUCCAUAUGCGGUGAAGGACAAAGACUGGGUGUCUUAUGAGGAUUCUGAGAGCAUCAGGGAAAAGGCUCUGUGGAUAAAAAAGUCUGAAUUUGCUGGAGUUAUGAUCUGGAACCUGAAUUCUGAUGACUGGGCUGGAACCUGCAGAGGAAAGAAGUUUGAACUGCACAAUAUUAUCAAGGCUGUUCUCAAUAACAAAACAAUUAACAAUGCAGAGUAGUCUAUUUAGCUUCAGAAAUUGGUUAGUAGCAGGGCAUAGUGUCACAAAGUUAUAUGUCUAUUUAGCUUCAGAAGUUGGUUAGUAGCAGGGCAUAGUGUCACAAAGUUAUCUGUCUAUUUAGCUCCAGAAGUUGGUUAGUAGCAGGGCAUAGUGUCACAAAGUUAUAUGUCUAUUUAGCUUCAGAAGUUGGUUAGUAGCAGGGCAUAGUGUCACAAAGUUAUAUGUCUAUUUAGCUCCAGAAGUUGGUUAGUAGCAGGGCAUAGUGUCACAAAGUUAUCUGUCUAUUUAGCUUCAGAAGUUGGUUAGUAGCAGGGCAUAGUGUCACAAAGUUAUCUGUCUAUUUAGCUUCAGAAGUUGGUUAGUAGCAGGGCAUAGUGUCACAAAGUUAUAUGUCUAUUUAGCUUUAGAAGUUGGUUAGUAGCAGGGCAUAGUGUCACAAAGGAAUCUAUUUAGCUCCAGAAGUUGGUUAGAAGCAGGACAGUGUUGCAAAGUUAAAAUUUUAUUGUAUUGUUAUAAUCUCUACAGUGCCCUUACAAACACUUGUAUGUGUUCUUAAUGUGAUAACUACUGUACAAAUAUGUAUAUUAAAUAAGGAAAGUUUAGAACUUCAUAUUUAUCUGUUGUAAAGUAGAACAUCAUUGUUACACAGAAUUUAACAUUCCAAUUACUGUAGUCAUUUCCACUAUAUCUGAAAUGCACAGAACCGAGGAGAUUUCAGAUACUUUGGUAAUUCUGAGAGUUUAGCAUGGCCAUUCUGGAGACUUUGAGUUCUGUACUGUGCUCCCAUCAUAAUUACAUUUAUUGUAUCACCUGUAAAUAAGACAAGUUCAAAAUUAGAAUUAAGUGACUGGAGAGUAGCGUUUUAUGUGGAAGUGUAGAACUAUACACAUUGUAGGGUAAUACAGUAGUACUGUAUUGUAAGUGAUCCAAAUAUAUAUAUAUAUAUAUAUACGGUAUACUGUAAUAUAAAUGUAGUACUCUAUGUGCUAUAUUGUAAAAAGUAGUGUACUGUAUUGUAAAUUUAUAUUUGUAUCGAGAUGCCUGGCAUCAGGAAACAAGGUAUUUUUGUUUUAGACAUAAAUGGUUUUCAUUGUGACUAAAAUUACUGCACAAGUAGUUGAGUUUUAAUGUUCCUAUAUAAGUAUACAGGUAUACUAUAUUGGAAAUGUAGAACUAUAUACCAUAUAUUUUUAUUGUAAUACAGUAUUGUAUUGUAACUAUAUACUGUACUUUAUUGUAAUACUGUAUAAUACUGUAUUGUGAGUAUAGAUAACAUCUAUGUGCAAUAUACUGUAAUGUAUUACAGUACUGUAUGGUAAGUGUAGAACUAUAUACAGUAUAUUGUGGUACUCACCUAGUUGUAGUGUAAUACAAUACUAGCUCUGUAUUGUAAAUACAGAACUAUAUUGCAGUGUAAUACAGUACUGUUCUGUUGUAUUGCAUUUGGCAAGCUUUCCUUAUAUUUGGAAAGUAUUUCAAUGUUAUUAAUAUUUUCACUGGAAAACAUUCAAUAUUCUAAUAUCCCUAAUGGGGUGAGAAUAGCUUGAGCUACCUCAUCCCUUUGUGUGUAUUUUACCUCAAUAAACUUAUUUCAAUUUCAAUUCAAUAUUCUUUUAAUUAGUGGAAAAAUUGUAAUGUAAUGUCCUCAAUCUUUGACGGCGUUGGGUACAUUUAUUAAACAGUUUACAAGCAUGAAAAUUUCUCAAUCAAUUGUUGUUAUUGUUAUAAACAGCCUCCUGGUGCUUCAGAGCUCAUUAACUGUUUAAUAAUUAUAAACAGAGCUGCCAAAGAUUGAGAAAAGAUGUACAGGUUCGUAAGUGUUUCGUGAAUCUUGCCCCUGGUAUGUUAAUAAGAUUUGUAGUCAUCAUUUAUUAUAUAAAAGAUUGUAAUAAUGAGUAUAAUAAAGAGCAUUUUCCACAGUA